Rhagoletis zephyria (snowberry fruit fly) is the source of this 1079-nucleotide messenger RNA. Its product is annotated as putative nuclease HARBI1. The record is from RefSeq and is a predicted model, not a curated record. Lineage: Eukaryota; Metazoa; Arthropoda; Insecta; Diptera; Tephritidae.
AAUGACGGAGAAUGAAAAAAGAGAUGCAAAACGACAUUUUUUUCGCACAUGUGGAAUUCCCGGUGUUGUAGGAGCCGUAGAUGGCACCCACAUCCAGAUGAUUCGUCCGGUAGAGAAUGAACAUUUGUAUUUCAAUAGGAAAUUGAAACAUAGUUUGAAUGCUAUGGUGAUAUGUGACCAUAAUAUGAAAAUACGAGCGGUGGACGGACGAUACGGAGGUGCUUGCCAUGACUCCCAUAUAUGGAAUAUUUCGGGAGAAAGGAGAUAUUUGAAAGGAAACUAUGAAAAUGGAGAAAGUGGAACGUGGAUUUUAGGAGACUCGGGCUAUCCAUUAGAGCCUUGGAUUUUAACUCCGUAUCGAAACGUGGCCGAAAACAGCCAUGAAGCGAAAUUUAACGAAAAUUUUGCGAAAGGGCGGUGCAUAAUAGAAAGGUGUUUUGGUGUACUUAAAGCAAGAUUUAGAUGUCUUUUAGCAUCUAGAGAGCUCCACUAUGCUCCUCAAAAAUGUGUGCAAAUACUUAAUGCAUGCUGCGCUCUACAUAACAUUUGUAUUUUGUACAAAAUCGCUGCUCCUUCCGAUAUACCGGUUGAAGAAGAUUUCUCAACCACUUACAUGUAUUCUUCAGUGGACAUCGAUUUACGAAGUGCUGCUGUAAAUAUCAGAGACGACAUCCGAAAUAAUAUGUUUACUCGAGUUACGUUUAUUCAAUAGAAAACAUUUUUAUUAGUAAUUCAUUUAUUUUUUCAAGCCAAUCGCGUAUAGCAUAACUGUUUAAAAAACAAACAUUUAAUAAAAACUAGUGAUAAAAACAAUACCUAUUUCAUUUUGCAUUGCAGUAAAACUAUUAUAAAACAAAACCGUACUUCAUUGCACAUAACACAUGCACACACACUUUGAAAGUGAGCACACAAAAGCGAUUACACUUCCUUCUUGCAACUCUCAAUGUUUUUCGUGCUAUUUUAUUAUUUUUUAUAGUAGCAUAGUUAAGGUAACAAAAACUACAUGUAUCUAAGUUUUAGACUUUAUGUAAAUUCAUAUUUUAGAAAAAGUUUACAACUUUAAUACAUAUAUGAGGGAU